AUGCAGACCGAAUCUCGCCGAGAGGAGCUAGAGCAGAUCCAGAAUGAGCUGGACGUUGAAAUCAUUCCGGGCACCGAGGUCAUGGCGGACCUUGGCAGCCAUCACGCUGUGAACAGCGACGACAGUCCCCAUCGAUUCCUUGUACCCCAGCCCUCGGAUGAUCCUCAUGACCCCCUCAACUGGACUGUGGCGUGGAAGCUUUCUGCUCUCACGGCCGUGUCUACCAUGAGCUUCACUCAAGGAUUUGCGCCCUUGGCCCUCGGUCCGAUGUUUGGAUACCUUAUGAAAGACUACAACAGGUCUUUGGCCGAUGUCAUUCAGUUCACCGGAGUUACCAUUCUAGUUCUUGGCUUCAGCAACUUCCUCUGGGUUCCAAUAUCCACCUCUUUCGGCCGACGUCCUGUUCUGAUUGCUUCCCAAGUGGUGUGCUUGGCUUCCCAUAUUUGGCGAGCCAAGGCAACUACGUACGAUAGCUUCAUGGGAGCCGCCAUUUUGAGCGGCAUCGGAGCAGGUCCCGGAGAGACAAUUCAGCCUAGCAUCAUUGCCGACAUCUUCUUCCUCCAUGACCGUGGAAAGUGGAACACGAUGUACUGGGUCUUAUACACCGGAGCAUUGAUCGUGGCGCCCAUCGUUGCAGGAGCAAUGGCCGAUCACGACGGAUGGCCGUCUUUUUGGUGGCUUAAUGCCGCCAUGACAGGCUGCUCUCUCGUCGCGAUUGUCUUUGGCUUCCCCGAGACCAUGUUUAGCCGCGUAGAGACUUUCGCAGGCGAGCUUCCGAGACCCAAGGCCUCGUCAAAGGUCACCGAGAUUCUGCGCGACAAGGGGAGUUCGAAUGCUUGCCUUGGAAAAGGUACGCCGAGUCGUCAGCAGUGGUGGCCGUAUCAACCAAACCCGUCUCCGUUUCGAUCAAUCAUGCGCGACCUCUGGAUUCCCUGGAAGCUCUUCUCCUUUCCGAUCGUUCUUUUUGCGUCCUUCGUCGUCAGCUGGAGCUGCAGCUUUAUUCUGAUCCUCAAUCUUACCCAAACCCAAGUAUUUUCUGCGCCUCCGUAUAAUCUGAGCUCACAAUCGAUUGGCUUUCUCAACUUCUCGCUCCUUGUCGGAGCCCUGAUCGGCCUUGCCACGGCAGGGCCUUUCAGCGACUGGGUUUCUGCCCGUGCAACGCGGCGCAACCACGGCAUUCGCGAGCCGGAGAUGCGCCUCCCUGCCAUGGUUCCGUAUGUCCUGCUCAUGGCCUUUGGGCAUAUCAUUACGGCAAUUGGCUACCAACGCAAGUGGCCGUGGCACGUCAUUGUGAUCCUCGGCUAUACAUGCGCGGGUAUCCAAGUUGCCGGCUUGCCUAGUAUUAGCAGCACCUACGCCGUGGACAGCUACAAGCCCGUCGCUGGCUCGCUCUUCGUUGCCAUCACUGUUAAUAAGAAUCUGUGGGGUUAUGGGAUGGGACGAUUUAUUACGCCUUGGACAGAAGAAAGGGGGUUUAUCGAGGCCUUUAUGGUGAACAUGGCCCUCACAUUUGCGUGGUGCCUGUUUGGGGUGAUUUUUUACUACUAUGGAAAGACAUUUAGGAGGUGGACCAAGGAUAGCAUCAUCCAUAGGCUGUAG
Molecule: messenger RNA, 1599 nt
Organism: Hirsutella rhossiliensis
Lineage: Eukaryota; Fungi; Ascomycota; Sordariomycetes; Hypocreales; Ophiocordycipitaceae
Product: major facilitator superfamily domain-containing protein
Exons: 8
Coding region: 1-1599 (532 amino acids)
Biological process (GO): transmembrane transport
Molecular function (GO): transmembrane transporter activity
Source: RefSeq, a predicted model, not a curated record